Messenger RNA from Fonsecaea pedrosoi CBS 271.37, 462 nucleotides. RefSeq lists its product as uncharacterized. Bases 1 to 462 code for a protein of 153 amino acids. The record is from RefSeq and is a predicted model, not a curated record. The transcript has a single exon. Lineage: Eukaryota; Fungi; Ascomycota; Eurotiomycetes; Chaetothyriales; Herpotrichiellaceae.
AUGUACACCACCCCCUCUGCGGAUCCCGAGGUCUCAUCCGACAUCGACAGCUUCCUCGGGUUCGCGACGUUACUCGCGUUCGCCCGGGGCGGGUUCAACGUCGAGCUCGCACUACGCGUGUACCGGAACAUCACGACCGACGUCUACAUCACCAGUACCUCGUACCGCGAGGUUCCCGUCCUACCUCGGGAGGAGGACCGCGACGAGGACGAGGGCGACCCUCUACGCCCCCGGGCCACCGCUACCCUCCUCCGCGACAUCCCUCACUUCUUCGCCGGGCGCCUCUUUAACGCUCGCGACAUCGAGGUCUACUUCCUCUUCCCGCACCUCCCGGUCGACGGGGAAUUUAUCGGAUUAAAGCAGCAGCAGUUAUACCGCUGGUUCGACCGUAUCUUCCUCCCGGCCCUUACAUCCAUUGCUCCCGCGUACAUCCUCCAGCACAUCCCUAGGUCUCUCCGGUAG